Balaenoptera musculus (blue whale) is the source of this 603-nucleotide messenger RNA. It is a transcript of the gene GNGT2, whose product is annotated as G protein subunit gamma transducin 2. Gene Ontology annotation, cellular component: heterotrimeric G-protein complex. The transcript has 3 exons. Gene Ontology annotation, molecular function: G-protein beta-subunit binding. The coding region runs from base 174 to 383 and encodes 69 amino acids. Gene Ontology annotation, biological process: G protein-coupled receptor signaling pathway. The record is from RefSeq and is a predicted model, not a curated record. NCBI's taxonomy places the organism in Eukaryota, Metazoa, Chordata, Mammalia, Artiodactyla, Balaenopteridae.
UGAGCCUAUGAUCAGCUUAGGUAUCAGAGAUUUGGGCUUCCAAACCAUCUGCUUUAUCCAAAGACUUUCAGCUGAUGAGGAGCUAGGAGGCUCAAACUCCAUCUUGUCUGAAUCGGGGACAAGACUUGAAGUGCACGUUCUUUCUUGGCAGGACCUGGUCUCUCCAGGGCAGGAUGGCCCAGGAGCUCAGCGAGAAGGAGCUCUUAAAGAUGGAGGUGGAGCAGCUGAAGAAGGAAGUGAAGAACCCAAGAGCUCCGAUUUCUAAGACAGGAAAGGAAAUCAAGGAUUACGUGGAGGCCGAAGCAGGAAAUGACCCUCUUCUCAAAGGCAUCCCUGAGGACAAGAAUCCCUUCAAGGAAAAAGGCGGUUGUAUGAUAAGCUGAUGGCACUGGAGCCCCUCACCCUGAAUGCCUGCCCCUCCUCAGCCCCCUCCGUAUCCAGAACCAAGUAUCCUGGGACGCCCAGGGAACCAGUGGAUGUCCACCUUCUCUUAGUCACAGAAUGAGUAAAGAUGCCUGGCUGCAUGCAUCAUGAAUCCAUUCCCCAGUCCUGCUUUGAACUCUUCUCUCCCAUUACCACCUGCUAGGUCACUGCUGACCCCAC